This is a messenger RNA of Mollisia scopiformis, 777 nucleotides long. Its product is annotated as Phosphoenolpyruvate/pyruvate domain-containing protein. Lineage: Eukaryota; Fungi; Ascomycota; Leotiomycetes; Helotiales; Mollisiaceae. The coding region runs from base 1 to 777 and encodes 258 amino acids. The record is from RefSeq and is a predicted model, not a curated record. The transcript has a single exon. Gene Ontology annotation, molecular function: catalytic activity.
AUGUCUUCUCAGAAUGCUCGCGCAACAUAUCUCCGCCAGCUUCAUAUCCCUGGCAAACCCAUUCUUCUUACCAAUAUAUACGACGCCAUGUCGGCACGCGCAAUCGCUGCUCUCCCUGGUACGAAAGCAUUGGCGACAGCUAGUUAUGCCAUUGCUGGAGCUGCAGGCGUCACAGAUGACGGCAUGACACUGGAAACCAAUCUCGCUGCCGUGCAUGGAAUUUCUGGCGUAGCUAAGGAAUACGGUCUCCCUCUGACGGUCGAUUGGCAAGAUGGCUACGGAGCAAGACUUGAAGAAGGAAUCCAAGACAUUCUGAAGCUGGGAGUAGUGGAAAUUAAUUUGGAGGAUUGUGACAAGGAAACGCAAAAGAUGCUCCCAGUAGAGGUGGCUGCAGAGAGAGUCAAGCGGGUCCUGGCUACUGCAGAAGCAAUAGGUGUCGCUGAUAUCGUGGUCAACGCCAGGACUGAUACUCUUAUCCACAAUGGUACGGUUUCGGAGGCGAUAGAGAGGGGUAAAGCUUACCUUGCUGCUGGCGCGACCACCGUGUUCGUUUGGGGAGGCUCUAUUCGAGGUGGUAUCACAAGAGAGGAAGUCAAGCUCUUGGUAGAUGCGUUCAAUGGAAAGCUGAAUGUUUCGAUGAAGAUGGGAGAAGGCAAUUUGACUGCCAAGGAGUUGGCUAGAAUGGGUGUUGCUGGGAUUAGCAUUGGACCUGCAUUGCAAUUCAUUGCCAUGAAGAUCUUUGGGGAAGAAGCUGAGAACUUGAUAGCAUCAACAUAG